UCGGGGAAGUGGGGGGGGGGAGAGAAGGGGGGUUUCUUGCUCUUUCAAGGCCCGACGGACAGCUGCUGUUGGUCGCGUUUGCUUUGAAAUACACAAAUUGUCUGUGCCAUUCAAUCCAAAUUAUGGGAUUAUUUGAUAAAUUGGCAUGUUGGCUUGGUCUGAAAAAGAAAGAAGUUCAUGUUCUAUGCCUUGGAUUAGACAACAGUGGUAAAACAACAAUUAUCAACAAGUUAAAACCAUAUAAUGCUCAAGUUCAAGAUAUUGUUCCUACAAUAGGAUUCAGUAUAGAGAAUUUCAAAACAUCGAGUUUAUCAUUUACUGUGUUUGAUAUGUCAGGUCAAGGUAGAUACAGAAAUCUCUGGGAACAUUAUUAUGGAGAUUGUCAGGCCAUUAUUUUUGUCAUUGAUAGCAGUGACAUACUAAGAAUGGUUGUGGCCAAGGAAGAACUUGACACUCUCUUGGCUCAUCCAGAUCUUAAACACCGCCGAAUACCAAUUUUGUUUUUUGCAAACAAGAUGGAUCUUAGAGAUGCUGUAUCCUCUGUUAAAGUCUCUCAUUUACUGACAUUAGAGAACAUCAAAGACAAGCCAUGGCAGAUCUGUGCUAGUGAUGCUCUUAAAGGAGAAGGAUUGCAAGAAGGUGUGGACUGGCUACAAGAUCAGAUCCAAAUAAUGAAGACAUGAAAAGCUAAUAUGCUAAUGGAAAUAUUAAAUAUAAUUUAUAGAUACUGAAGGCCUCGGAGACAAAAACUUUAGGCCUGUGUGUUUUCUUGUGUUGGUUUUUAUAAAAGCCUUUAAAAAUAAAAUGGUAUUUUUGCUAAUAGUUUAUAAUACCCAUAAUGUGACCAGAGAUUUAACUGUAAUCAAAUAAAAUGAUGAAGUAAUUGUAUACUAUUCAAAACCCUUUGGUAUAUUUUUGUUUGAUUUUUAGUUAGAACUUAGGGGAAAGCAUGAUAUCUUAACAAAAAUGAUUUCUGAAAAGCUUUGCAUAGUGUCUUACAUUCAGAACUUCACACUGGCCAUGUCUCUUCCUGAACUAAAAUUAGGUUUCAAUUUAAUAAUCAUAAGAAAGAAAGAAAAAUGCUGUAAAACUUAAACUAGCAUACUUCUUUUCUUUUAAACUUUUUUUCCUGCAGCUGGGAAGACUACUUUUGUCCCCUUUCUUCCCCAUCCAUUGUUUUUUUUCAUCAUGUUGUAUUGUCUAGCCCAUAGAUCAUGGUUUACCCUAUGUACAAAAUAACUUCAAACCAUAGUUUUAAAUUUGAGUUUAUAAACCUGUUUUAUAUAACAAACUAUUGAGAAAGAGAAUAAAUAAGGGUUAAGAAAAAAUGCAACUAAAGUUAUUUUUCAAGACAGGUAAUAGAAGAUAACAUAUAUACAAGCACCAAGCUAGACUGUUUUUCUCUAAGCAAAACAAGUGGGUUGUUGUUGUUGUUGUUAUAAUUUUUGGUGAGAUUCACAGCCUUUGGGGC
Thamnophis elegans (Western terrestrial garter snake) is the source of this 1471-nucleotide messenger RNA. It is a transcript of the gene ARL6, whose product is annotated as ADP ribosylation factor like GTPase 6. The transcript has 8 exons. Gene Ontology annotation, cellular component: cytoplasm; axoneme. Bases 123 to 683 code for a protein of 186 amino acids. Gene Ontology annotation, molecular function: GTP binding; GTPase activity. Gene Ontology annotation, biological process: cilium assembly; intracellular protein transport; vesicle-mediated transport. The record is from RefSeq and is a predicted model, not a curated record. NCBI's taxonomy places the organism in Eukaryota, Metazoa, Chordata, Lepidosauria, Squamata, Natricidae.